Molecule: messenger RNA, 4424 nt
Organism: Eriocheir sinensis (Chinese mitten crab)
Lineage: Eukaryota; Metazoa; Arthropoda; Malacostraca; Decapoda; Varunidae
Product: solute carrier organic anion transporter family member 74D-like
Exons: 14
Coding region: 497-2785 (762 amino acids)
Biological process (GO): sodium-independent organic anion transport; transmembrane transport
Cellular component (GO): membrane
Source: RefSeq, a predicted model, not a curated record
GGAUGUAAGGCCCGGGAGGUUUGGCAGCAUUGCUAAAUGUUCUAUAAAUGUUGUGGUACCACCUGACUCCGUUCAUUUUGACUCGAAAACUGAAGGGGCCGGGAGCUAGCGUCUGUCUGGGAUACUCGUGUGGCAUUGCUCAAAACUCAUAUUAUAUGGUUGACCGUUGCGGGAAGUGAUAUCGAGACAAGGGCUGGAACGUCGACUGCUAUGAGGAAAUUACCGAAAAGUUUGUGCAUAAGAACAAGAGACGGUUGUGCUGAUAUCUAAGCAUCCCACAUCCCUUCACGAUCGGUUACACGUGCGCGAGUGUGUACGUCUGUGUGAGCGUGUAGGCGCAACAAACGUGUGUACGCGUGUGUGUGUGUGUGUGUGCCGCGGCGGGCAGGUGAGUGAAUCAAGUCUGCCGAGUUUGGUCCGUGACAAGCGUGGACCCCCUGAACUCUUAUAGACAAAUAUAGGAGUGUUGCUAUAGUUUUUAUCCUCUAACAAAAUAAUGUCGAGUGAAAGAGAUGCCUCGGAGACCACGGAGGAAUAUGUGGCGAUAAAACUCAUGAAAAAGGACCAGAGCUGCCACAUGAGGAGCGGGAAGAGUAAGGAGGAGGAGGAGGAGGUGGUGGAAGAAGGGGAGAGUGAGGGGAGAGAUUAUACCCUCACCGAAGAGACAGUACAAGAGAUUCUAGGCCCCGUGGAUGACACUGAGUGUGCGGUGGGCGGGGCGCUGCAGAGGCUGGCCACGCCCCUGUCUUACAUCGUGUUGUCCAGCGCGGCGGCUCUGGUCCAAGGAAUGUUUUAUACCUUUGCCAACGCUACGCUGUCCACCAUUGAGAGGCGUUUCAGGCUGCCCAGCAAAGUGUCCGCCUUCGUCACCACUGGGAAUGACUUGGUGCAACUCUUCCUCGGCAUCCCCCUCGCCUAUGCUGCAGGGAGGGGGCACAGACCACGAUGGCUGGCCCUCAGUAUGCUCGGAGCCGCCGCCGCCUGCCUCCUCGCCACCAGUCCCCACUUCAUCUUCGGGGCCGGCGACCUUGCCUCCUCCGUGACCCAGAAUGACCUCACAGCCGCAAAUAAGGGGCUAUGCAGGGGGCAGCAGGAGGGGAAAGAGGCGGCAGGAGCAGGAGGCGGAGCAGAGAGUAACUCGUCUUGCACAGAGGGCGGAGGUGACAUCAGCACGGAGCAGUACGCCGUCGUCACCCUCCACCUCCUCGCCCAGGUGCUGGCAGGUGUGGCUUCCCUCAUGUACUACACAAUUGGUCACACUUACCUAGACGACGCCGUGACGAAGGACAAAGUGCCGAUAUUCCUGGCCAUCUCGGGGGGCUUUCGCAUCCUGGGGCCGGUGUGCGCGUACUCCCUUGCCUCGUGGUGCCUCUCCAUGUGGGUGGACCCAUCGCUGGAGCCGCCCCUGCCUCCCCGACACCCGCAGUGGAUAGGGGCUUGGUGGAUAGGAUACUUGGUGAUUGGGUCGUGCCUGGCCCUGGAGGCGUGGCUGCUGGGACUCCUGCCCAAGACUCUCCCGGAGGCGCGGCGGCGGGCCCUCAGGGAGCUGUGGAAGGCGGCGGAGAAGGGCGGGAGGGAGGGCGUGCGGGCUUUGGCUGUUACUCUUCGUCCAGCCCACCGUAGCCCGCUCAGAGGUCUGAUCGGGGGGAUGCGGCGGCUGAUCAAGAACAAGGUGUACAUGUUGAUCGUCUUGAAUCAAUCCAUCUUCUGGUUCUCCUUCAUCGGCUACAUCACGUUCAAACCCAAGUUCCUCGAGCAUCAGUUCAAAAUGUCAGCCGCGCGGGCCAACCAGUACAUAGCGGGGGCGGCUCUCGCGGCGUCGCUGGCGGGGUGGCUCAUAACCGGCUCGACUCUGACCUUGUUCAAGCCUCGGUCUCGCUCGGUGCUGACCUUCAUGUCUUGCCUGUCGUUGCUCAACUGUUUCCUGCACCUAAGCAUGGUUAACGUUUCUUGUGAUCGGGAAGUUAUACACGGAAUGGACACGGUUCUUCAGGGGGGCGGCGUCCCUUCCCCAGGUCCUCUUGACGCCUCUGGAGCCUCAGGGGUGGAGGGGGAGUUGGGGGAGUGCCUAACGGAGUGCAGCUGUACCUCAAAGUUCUCCCCAGUGUGUGUAGAUGGGCGUGACACCUUCUACAGUGCUUGUUUCGCUGGGUGUACAUCUUUCACUUCGCCCUUCGCCUCUCUCACAACUACGAACUCUAGCGCCACCACUGCGAACUUCACCACCACGACCACCAAGAAGGUAUAUGAAAAAUGCACUUGCGUUGCUACUAUUAUGAACACCUCCAGUCACAUCCAACCGUCAGCCACUUCGUCAGCACCUUUGUCAGGAGGGUGGUCAGGGGCGCCGUCAGCAGUGGAUGGUUACUGUAGCCACGAGUGCCCUGCUUUCUAUAUGUACCUCGCCCUCUCCGUGCUGACCAAGAUGACCCUGGCAGCGAGUAGAGUGCCCGUCAAUAUUAUACUCUUCAGAUGCGUUGAGCCCCGUGAUAAAAACCUCGGGCUGGGGGUCUUCAAUUCCGCCCUCGCCCUUGCAGCCUUCAUUCCAGCGCCAGUAGUCUUCGGCUGGGCUAUAGACACCGCGUGCUGCCUCUGGGAGGAGUCCUGCGGGGGUCGCGGCUCCUGCUGGCUAUACGACAUCGAUGCCUUCAGGAAAAUACUGCACGGCAUUCCGGCAGGGCUCAUGGCGUUGUGUUUCCUGACGGAGUUGGUGUUAAUCUUCCUCCACAAGUCCAUCCACCUCUACGGCUCGGCAGGCACGAUGUCCAAAGACCAAGAAAAGUAGAAAGGCCCCUAACAGCUCACUCACGCAGCGGGUACCUGAGACAGACGACGAGCGGGUCUGUCCUGUUGCUCAGAGUGAAAGACUUCCAUGAUUUACUGUUUAAAGGUGGCGUUACACUGGACCAAAUCUGGCGAGCACGAGCUUUUGCUGGCAGCUUUUGCUGGAGGGAUGGCUUGCUCCCGAGUUUUUGCUCCUGCGUUUAGCUCGCCGCUUGGACGGGGAGCAGCUCGGCGAGCCGCAAGCAGGCAGUCAAAUGAGCUCUUUGGUGCACCGAUAUGUGAAUAAUAUAUAUUACCUAGUGUAUUGAAUCCGUAUACCCAUGAUAUUAGAAAACUUAUUCACAUACUCCUUUUAUGUUUGACGGUGUUUGUAAUAUUUUAUAAUGUUGAGAAAAGUAGUGUUGGCCAAAGACCAAGACCAAGACCGCCCAGGCCAGCUGAUACAAACACUCGCCAUGGCCACCUCUCCUCGUUCAAAAGUUCACUUGUUCUCCUUCAGUGUACACUCUUUGAUAGCAAGAGUCAGGGACCAUCCCGAGUUAUGGGACCACAGCCAUCCAGAUUUCUGUAAGUCUACGCUGAAGAAAAUUAUGAUGUACACAUCAUGGGUCUCCCUUCUCUUCAGCCAUGACCGAACCCAGACUCGUCUUUUCUUCUUCUGAGCUCGUUGAAUAACAGCAAGUAAUGCUGUCACAGCUGCACACUUAGCCGUAAUGCGAAGCGUAGGUGUAGGAAGCACCAUGGUUGAGGCUUUGUUUACAAUGUUGCUCGUCGCUCGACCCUCGUCAGUGUGACGACAACAGUGACUUGCUCGAGAGCAAAAGCUGCCAGCAAGAGCUCGUGCUCGCCAGAUUUGGGUCCAGUGUGGCGCCAGCUUAAAGCUCAAAAAAUAUGUAAUUUUAGCACAUAUCAUCUCACCUGUUGCGAUAAACCGAUGUUCAAAACAGCCUAGAGUACAUUUUAUGUAAUAAAAUAAUGAAAAUUGGAAAUUUACUGUCUUCUUCAUUGAACUCCCAAUGCCGACAUCCAACAGUUGUCAAAUUUGUUGGCAGUAAAGGCGGUGUCACACUAGCACUUUUUCCGUCAACUUUUUCCGUCGUUUUUCUGAAAAUCGUCGAUAUCUUGGCUGCGGCCUGUCACACACAAACGGUGUUUCGUCUGAAACUUUCCGUCGGCACAGACCAAGGAAUGUAAACAAACAUGGAGUCCACGCUGCGGCAAAGAUACGCUGCUCUGAACCUAAUACUGUGUAUUGUGAGACUUAGACGAGCUAAACAAGCCAAAAAGCGUGCAUGGAUGCGCUCAUGGUUGGCUCGUCGGGAAAGAGAAAGUGUGUACCACAGGCUGUUAAAAGAGCUGAGUUUAGAGGAUCAUGAGACUCUGAAGAAUUGGAUCAGGUUGGACAAGAGCCAGUACCACAGACUUCUGGAGUUAGUGACACCUCUUAUUGCCAGAAGUGACACCAGGAUGAGGAAGGCUGUCACUGCAGGAGAGCGUUUGAGACAGAUUGAAGCCACGCGGAAAGUCUCGGUCUUGGUCUUGGAAAUGUAAACAAAGGCGGAAAUUUGCAGGCGGAAACGAUCCUGAUCGUCUGACAAAUUCAUGCGAUAAGUUCAUGCGGAACGAUGAAAAAUCGACGG